Molecule: messenger RNA, 4325 nt
Organism: Paramormyrops kingsleyae
Lineage: Eukaryota; Metazoa; Chordata; Actinopteri; Osteoglossiformes; Mormyridae
Product: metastasis associated 1 family, member 2
Biological process (GO): negative regulation of transcription by RNA polymerase II
Cellular component (GO): NuRD complex; nucleoplasm
Molecular function (GO): sequence-specific DNA binding; transcription coactivator activity; chromatin binding
Source: RefSeq, a predicted model, not a curated record
GUCACCCUGAGGGCGCUCGUCGGCGCGCGCGAGUCGGGCCGAGCGGAGCGGGGGCGAAGAAGAGGAGGGUAGGAGCUCGGGAACGGAGGAUGGGAGGAAGAUUGGAGUGAGAGAAGGAGAGACGGAGAGAAAUUGCUGUGUGUAUAUGUCUGUAAGACUGUGAACCGGAGCUGAGUGAGCCCGCAUCGAGCCACAUUUUAACUCAUCCAAACUUUAAACUCCUUCAUCUUUUUUUUUACUCGCCGUAGCUUGGCUUCAGUGCCGGGUCCCGGGCUUUUGUUUCGCAGCCGGGUCGGGCAACAAUAAAGAAGGGGGGCAAGAUAAACUAGCUGCACGUCAUUUUUGUUUUCUUCUUUUUUCUUUUUCGUCCGAGAGCGGGAGAGAGUACGCUCAGGGACCGGCAGAAUGGCGGCCAACAUGUACAGGGUCGGAGAUUAUGUGUACUUUGAAAACUCCUCCAGCAACCCAUACCUGAUUCGCCGGAUAGAGGAGCUUAACAAGACGGCCAAUGGCAACGUGGAAGCCAAGGUGGUGUGUCUGUUCAGACGGAGGGACAUCUCAGGCAGCCUUAACACCCUCGCCGACAGCAAUGCCAGAGACUUUGAGGAGGAGUCAAAGCAGCCUUCCCUUUCAGAGCAGCAGAAGCAUCAGCUGAAGCACAGGGAGCUCUUCCUCUCACGGCAAUUUGAGUCCCUCCCUGCGACUCACAUACGGGGCAAAUGCAAUGUUACCCUCCUCAAUGAAACAGAUGUGCUGACUGGCUACCUCGAGAAAGAGGACUAUUUCUUCUACUCUCUGGUGUUUGACCCAGUCCAGAAGACUCUACUGGCAGACCAAGGCGAGAUUCGGGUUGGCUCCAAGUACCAGGCUGAAAUUCCUGACAAGCUUGCCGAUGGGGACUUGGAUGACCGUGUGCAGGAAAAGCUGGAGACAAAGGUGUGGGACCCAGACAACCAGUUAAAGGAUCAGCAGAUUGACCAGUUCCUGGUAGUGGCACGGGCAGUGGGGACCUUCGCCCGUGCCCUGGACUGCAGCAGCUCCAUCCGACAGCCCAGCCUGCACAUGAGCGCUGCUGCCGCCUCGCGAGACAUCACACUGUUUCACGCCAUGGACACCCUGCAGAAGAACGAGUACGACCUGGCACGUGCCAUGUCCACGCUGGUGCCCCAGGGUGGCCCAGUGCUGUGUCGCGAUGAGAUGGAAGAAUGGAGUGCCUCCGAGGCCAUGCUGUUCGAAGAGGCGCUGGAGAAGUACGGCAAGGAUUUCAACGACAUACGCCAGGACUUUCUGCCCUGGAAAUCGCUGGCCAGUGUUGUUCAAUUCUACUACAUGUGGAAAACUACGGACCGCUACAUCCAGCAGAAAAGGCUGAAAGCAGCAGAAGCAGACAGCAAACUGAAACAGGUUUACAUCCCAACCUAUACCAAGCCCAACCCGAACCAGAUCAUGGCCCCAGGCAACAAGCCUGGCAUGAAUGGAGCAGCAGGCUUUCAGAAAGGGCUCAGCUGCGAGAGCUGCCACACUGCUCAGUCACCACAGUGGUAUGCCUGGGGCCCCCCCAACAUGCAGUGCCGACUGUGCGCAUCAUGCUGGAUUUACUGGAAGAAGUAUGGAGGUCUGAAAACCCCCACACAGCUAGAGGGCGCCACAAGAGCAAGUUCGGAUGCCGCCCCCCGAGUUCAUAUGACCCGCCAGGAAGUGCAAGGCAUGUCUCCCUUCACCAGUAGCGCCGGCCGAGCCAAACUGCUGGCCAAAAACCGCCAGACCUUCAUCCUGCAGACCACCAAGCUAACCAGAAUCGCCCGUCGGGUGUGCCAGGACAUCCUACAGCCUCGCCGUGCCGCUCGCCGCCCCUACGCCUCCAUCAAUGCCAAUGCCGUCAAGGCAGAGUGCAUGAUCCGGCUCCCUAAAGCAUCUAAAACUCCUGUGAAGAACCGGCCAGUUGUUCGGCCCACUCUGGUCACCAUAGUUAAAGAGCUGGCUCUCCAGGCUCCUUUGAAGCUGAAGGCCCCCAGGGGAGCCCCUACCCCCAUUAACCGCAACCAGGUGACGCAGCCUCGGGCAGCCAGUAACCUGCUGGGAAAGAGGACCUUUGACAGUGUUGCUGGGCUCCCUUUUGCUGCCAACGGCAGACCAUUCACUUCUGCCAUGAGGACCACCUCCCAGUCUGUCAUCAAGCGCCAGAAGGUCAACCAGGGAGAUGCUCCCAACCCUGUAGUAUUUGUGGCCACCAAGGACACCAGAGCCCUCAGGAAACACCUGACACAGGCAGAGAUGAGGAGAGCGGCCAGGAAGCCCCACGUUGCCGUGCGGGUGAAGCUGCCAGCGUCCCUUCGUCCACUGCCAGGCUCCAUCCUGCCCUCCAGCACCAACGAGCCCAUUGUGCUUGAGGACUGAGCAGCCUGCCAUCAUACAUAUUGUUGUUGUCUUUUUUUGUUAUUCACCCUUCCUGGGAUAUGUCUACUUUCUAAAACCCUAUAGUGUGCAAACCGUAAACCCAAAUGCAUUCGCCAACCCACUUGCACACGUUACCCCAAUAGGUAUUGUUUUUUUUGGCUUUUAAAUCAUUUUAUUACUGUCAUUUCAAAUUUUUAACAAUUUUAACACGUGUAUAAAGAAUUGUGCUCAUGUUCAAAUCGUUAAAGCACACUUUUUCCUUCAGGUCUUUUUUGUGUAAAUAUUUUCUGAAUUUGAGAUGUUACACUUGGGAUGGUGGGUGGUGAGGGUGGGAAUUUUGACAUUUGGAUGAAAUUUUUAUGCUUGGUGGCAAUGGAUUUGCCCCCCUAUUUCCCUGUCAUAUUUUUCAGUGGACUAAGAGUGAAUAACUGCCACCAUCUCUGUAUAAUUAAUAAUAAUUUGUUUUUAGCAGGCUUUAUGAAACAUCCCCCCCCCCAAAAAAAAACAAAACAAACACAACUCUCCUCCCCCAGGUUUUGGGUUAGAAAAUACACUGUGAGUAUGACUUGUAAAGAUGCCAUAUUCUGGUCAUUUUAAACCUCCAACAUCCAAACAAUCAUACUCUUAGCCCUCACUGGUAUUGGAAUCUUGUUAACAGAUGUGGCAAAAUCUGUUGGCAUUCUUAAAAUUUGUAAAUUGGCUGUAUUAUCCCUAUUGUGGAUAUGAAACCAGGUGUUUAUAUUGAAAAGGGUCCUAUUGUAGCAGUUUUGCUAUGGACCGUUUAAGGUUAAUUCUCCUCAUAAUUAGUUUGACUUCCAGGUCCAGUUGGAUAAUUUUCCUCUUAUGGAAUCUGUUCAGUCUCAAGUUGAAUGACUUUAUAAUGUGUGAAAGUGUAUCUAGUGGGUGAAACUCGGGCUAUGGAUUUUCCACCACCUAUGGGCGGAAGUUUGUUCCCUGUGGGAAAGAUUGACCAGCAAGUGCUACUGGGUUCAGUGGACAUGUGGAAGGAACACGGCGUCUGAUGCUGGCAAACAGUAAUGUGCUCAGUACUGAACAGCCAGCUGAAAUUCACAGAGAAACAUGAAGAUUUGUGGCAGCGGGUGAAGAUGAGGACACUGGUGUGGUAUGGCUGCAUAAACGUGUAAAACCAUCCCAUUGGAUGCACUUAUGCUAAUGUCCGGGGGGUGUCAGCCUUUGCAGAAGGAAACGCACCUGCCUGCAAGGCUAAUGGCAGAAGUUUGAAGAUGGACCAUGCUGUUUGAGGAUCGGGUGAAAGCCUAAGCAUACCUUCACACCUGAAGUGAAUCGCUGGCCAAUUAAUGACUGCAGAUACACCGCUGAGCAUUGAGAUUUCCACUUGGACCAAGACAGCCUGCAGAGGAGAUUGUCCAUUAUUGCUAGAGCGGUGAAAGGAGCUGAACCAGGCCCUGGUUGUCUUCCUCAGGGAUACGCCCCCCCUCCCCCCAGCGGCUGACCUGGAUUAUGGUUGGCUUUUUCUUCAUCAGCAGGUGACAAAUUUAAAAGGAUUAAUUGGUUAAGGUUGCUAUUUCAUGGUCCAUUUUGCACUUUUGACUCAAGCAUCCAGAGGUAGGUUAGGAAUUUCUUUGGAAAAUUAACCUAAAGUGUUUUUUGAGAUUAAUCUGCGCAGACUGAGAAGCCAGCUGAAGGUAAAUUGGCAGGACAGACCGUUUAGGAACAAAGUGGAAUCUGGAGUAUUCUGUUCUUUUAAUUGUGGAGGAGUUUAAUAUAUGGAACUUGUAAUUGGUCUGCAUUACCAGAUGUGGGGACUGGGUAUGGGUUCGGAAACGGGGAGUGGAUUUUGUACGCUAGAGAAAUAUGCUACAAUUUUUUUUUUUUUUUAAAUUCCAGUGUCUAUGUACCCCAUUAAUGUAUCUUGAGAUAAGAAAUAAAGGUUUUUUUGUUCUUGA